GUGAGUUACAUCCUGACUUUCACCUGAAGAACAUCUCUGAGGAAAACUAAUACAUUUAUGGAAAGUACCUGCAGAACUACAAGAAAAUACUACAAGUCCAAUAGCUCUGCAGUACCUGUGGUCAGCAGACAUGGAGAGAAGCGACAACUCAGAAGAUGAGUUCUUCACAAGUGGUCUCAGCAGAACACUGCAGGCUCUGCGACAGGUCCUUCUGGGAUUCAAGGCAGCAAAAGUGGAGCUGGCAGCAGAAAAUGCAGCUUUAAAGGAGCAGAGAGCCAGCUGGGAGCUAGAAAAAAAGAUGCUGCUGGAUGAAAAGGAAUAUUUUGUGUCAAAUCUGCUUAUGGCCAGAAUGUACAUCAAGUCGGUGAAGGAAAGUCUUGAAUUCCAUAAGACGGAGACUAAAAAGGAAACAAUGGCCUGGCAGCAACAGCACCAUCAGCUCAAUGAGAUAGAGGUAAACAAAGAUUGGGAAAGCAGGCGGCCUGUUACACAGAAGGAAGUAGCUGCCGAGCUGGAAUCUCUGCAGCAGGACUCUGAGAGGAUGAGGAGCAAGAUCAUCCAGGUGAAGGAGGAGGCCAUCACCAGUGUCAGAAAGGAAAUGAUGGCACUGGAAGAGGAACAUCUGGCCAAGCAGAGAGCAAAAGAGGAAGAGAUCUGCCAGAGAGAGACAGAGUGGCAGACAAAACACAAAGUCCUUGAGGGUCAGCUUGAGUGUCAGCUGGCAACAAAGGAGAUCCUUAAAAAAUCUCACCAGAAACAGAGCAGCGAGGUGGAGGAGAAGUGGCUCAACAAGGAAGGGGAGUGGCUCAUCAAGGAGGGGGAGAUGAAGGAGGAGAUGCAGCUCCUGAACCAGCAAAAUGCUCAUCUUCAGGAGCUCGCUACAAAAACAGACAAAGAGAAGACUAAGAUGAAGAAGGAGGAAGAGAAGAGGAUAAGGAAUGAGAGAAAGGAGCGGGAAAAGAGAGAAGAGAAAGAGAGGAAAGACAGAGUGAAGAGAGAGAAGAAAGAAAAUGAGGAAAGGAAGCAAAGAGAGAAGACGGACAGGAAGGAGGGCAGAGAAACAUCCUUUAUCCUCUCAAACCUGUUUUGCCUUUCGUCUCUUCGCGUACCUUCCCCAAUGCCAGCAAGCUCAACACCAACAGAGAUGUCAUAAAUGUUGUUUUUCAGUGCAUAUAAAAUGUUGCUUUGAUAUUCUCUUGUUUUAAUUGUCACAGAAAAAGGGACAGUUUUCUUUAUAAAAGAACACAUUUUCCCAAAACUAGCAACUCUCUACUACUCAAAAACUGAGUGUAAAGAGUUGUAGUGGUCUUCACUCUGCCUUGUCAAACACUAGAGGGCAGUACAAUCCUGUGGUUGCCUCUCAUAAUAGAAGAUAUCAGUUAUGUCACAAUAGAAAAAAAGGACUAAAAGUUAUAUUUUGAAACCUUAAAAUGUUAUGAAGUUUUCUUUUUAAUUUU
Eleginops maclovinus (Patagonian blennie) is the source of this 1457-nucleotide messenger RNA. RefSeq names its product golgin subfamily A member 6-like protein 22. The coding region runs from base 131 to 1153 and encodes 340 amino acids. NCBI's taxonomy places the organism in Eukaryota, Metazoa, Chordata, Actinopteri, Perciformes, Eleginopidae. The transcript has 3 exons. The record is from RefSeq and is a predicted model, not a curated record.